GGCCAUGAAGUCAGUCUUGGCGCAAUCAGCCUGCCCACGUGAUUCCAACCCCCGAUCGAGAUCUGACGCGUCCGCAUCCCCGGAGUCGUGCCGCGAGCUCGGUGCCAGGGUCUCGCGCGAAGUUCGAACCACCGCGAAGUCCCGUUCGACAGCUGCUGCCCCAACUUCCGCACAACGCGCACCCCCGCGGCGAGCCUGCAGUACAUGCCAGCCAACCCCCGGAGGCAGGGUGCAUCGGACGACGACGUCCAGUUCUUGGGGUUCCAGCGCGUCGACGUCUCGAAGAGCACCCUCCACAGAGUUAAGCUCGAGGAAGAUGGCCUAGUUUUUACUGGCUUCCAAAACUCUCGAGACUACCCCAGGCGCCCGCCCCCGGUUAUGCAGCGCGCACGCUCACCAGCCGUGAUCGACCUUGUGUCUUCGGACAACGAGGGCGAGCCUGGGCGCGCCCCGAGCGCGCCCGCACUAUCCUUGUCUUCAGCAUCCCCCACCUUGGUUUCUUCCAAGCCGCAGAGCGCGAGCUCAACGCAGAGGAGCAACAGUGCGCGCAUGUCGGAGACGACAGCUGUGGAUGCCCCGAGGGGAGCGCCUCCGCGACCCAGGGUGGGAUUUAGACCCUCGUCACCUUCAGCCCUCGCCAAACGAGUGGUCCCGGGAGAGUUCACUCUCCCCGGAAGGGCAAAACGGCGCAAGAAGGAGGAACAGCGGCAGGCCAAACAAUCCCCGCAGAGCUCAGCACCGCCGAGCUCCUCAAAACGGAGCCGUCCAGAUCGACGUUCAGCCUCUACAUCGAAGGGGCCCCCAGACACGGAUGUCAUCGUAAUAUCCAGCGACGAUGAACCUGAGCCCAAGAGACCACGCAGAAGACUGAGGAUCCCUAUCCAGCCUGAUGCUGUUGAACCGGAACGUGCACGGUCGCAUUCAUAUUCUGGGCAGGAGACAUGGCAGAACCAAGAUGUUCCUGAUUCCGUACCGGUACCGUCCAGCCCCGCCGCAGGGCUGCGGGAGUCAGACGCAGAUGGCAGGUCGGACAACUCGGAGGACGAGUACUCCAUGGCCCACGACGCGCUAGUUCUGAAUAGGAGGGCUAACUGGAAGCCGACGCCGUACUCUGACCGGUCGCGGAUACGGGACGAAGACCUAUCCGCUAGACUCUCCGAGAUGACCAUCUCCUCGCAGCCGCCAGCCAACGGAAGUCGUCGGCUACGAGGCAGGAUCAACCCGCCAGAACGCAACAUCAUGCCUGUGUACGAAGACUACUACGGCAAACCAUACGUAUGGACGAGGUCAUGCGGAUAUCGCAAACGCCGCACGGACAACUUCACUACUCUGCGGGGGCUUUGCCCAGUAGUCGGGCUGGCGCACGCACCAGGGGCUAUAAACCGCAUCGUGCAAUCCAACGGUAUCAUUGCCAUCGCAAGCGCAGCUGCUGGCGGCGACGAAGAUCCGGCCGAGCUGUCGGCCGUAGACCCGUACAAUCGGGAAGGUGCCUUGUCAGUGUGGUAUGAGGGCAGACAUCGUACACUGCAUGCACACGAACGAAUGCUCGACGAUGUCGAUCCCCAGGCCGUCGAACAUUUUUCGCUUGCUCCAGUGACAAAACACUAUGCGGUGCAGGACGUGCAGUUCAACCCUGCGUAUCCGACUCGGAUAGCCUCGAGCGCUAACGACCUCACGGUGCGCAUCUGGGACUGCGACCAAGUGUUCAACGAGGACGAGGAAAGUCCUGAGGACGAGGCAAAUCCCGAGGAUAAGCAAAGCCCCGAGCCGGUCCACACAGGUGAGAGUGUUCAGUCGCUGUGUGACUCCAUUGACGAGGUUCGGACACAGAGGAGUACGAGUGCACAAUGGGUAAGUUACUCUUCAAGCCUGGUGAACCGGUACUAGCUAUGGGUGGGCACGACGGCUCUGUCUAUGUGCUCCGAGACGAAGGGCGAACGCCGAUUGCAAGCC
Messenger RNA from Rhodofomes roseus, 1953 nucleotides. RefSeq lists its product as uncharacterized. The record is from RefSeq and is a predicted model, not a curated record. Lineage: Eukaryota; Fungi; Basidiomycota; Agaricomycetes; Polyporales; Fomitopsidaceae. Gene Ontology annotation, molecular function: protein binding. The transcript has 12 exons. Bases 205 to 1887 code for a protein of 560 amino acids.